Meloidogyne enterolobii is the source of this 2366-nucleotide messenger RNA. NCBI's taxonomy places the organism in Eukaryota, Metazoa, Nematoda, Chromadorea, Rhabditida, Meloidogynidae. The record is from the annotation of a GenBank genome assembly.
UAUUUUAAAAUGAAAGCGGGUGGGUGUGACGUUUUCACAUGCCUAGGUGCAUGCAUUAUUAUCCGUUUAUUUUUACUCCAAGUUUCAUUUAAACUCAAAUUCUUCGAGGUUAUUGUUCAUGAUUGUAAAAAUGGCGCCUGUCUUCCCUUGGCUUUAGAUGCAAAUAUAUUUUCUCUAACUUUCCAUUUUGCUAUGAUUUGGGUGUUCUUCCUAUAUGAUUUCCCUUCAAUAGUGUUCAUUGCCAUUACGUAUCCUUCAAUUUUCCAUUUCUAUUUUAACAUUAAGCAGUUGUUUCGUCUUUUUUUAAACGUGAGAGGCGACGAAGUGCUCCCGAUUUCUUUACCUCGCUAAGAAAAUAAGGGAAGAAUGUUUAAAAUUAUAAUGGAUCAACAUUGUUUUUUAUUAUUAUUUUAAUUUUAAUGGGAUGAAGGAAUGAUAUUAAUAUGUAUAACGCUGCAAUUAAUCCUUUGCUUCAUGUCCCUGCUCAAUUUCCUAAUCGUCUUUUUCCUACAUUGUAUGUUGGUGAAUCAACGCGUGCCGGUGGUCUCUAUGCACUUCCUGCAUAUGUAGAUGAACGAACAAAUAGGAUUUCACCAAAAUAUUUAGGGCCUCCACUUUUGGAAGGGCCAAAAUUUGAGGACAAUGUUCACCAUGAUGAACCAACAACUCCAAAUUUAAAAACGCGUAAAGUAUUACCUUCUGACACUGUUGGUACGACUUAUACAACUGAAGAUGGCGAAUUUUUGAUAUUGGGUUACCAUGAAGUUCCAAAAAUUGCUAUCUCUGGCGUUGGACAUAUCUUUUCUUUAACUAAUAACCCUUUCGGACACGAUCUUUCACUUGUUAGUCGUCAACAAGUCAAAAGUAACAACAUUGACUCAAAUGUUCGCGUUUUGCAAGUUGAUGACCAUAAUCAACAACAAAAUGCAUAUUUGAGUGUUGACACAUCUGGCCCAUUUAUUGUUGAAAUGCUUCAUUUUGCAUUAAGACAUCCAUACCAAAUGAGCGUUAUUUUCUCUAUAAUGAUUGCACUUGUAAUUGUUUCCUCUUGGCUGCUUGGGAAACAGAGUGCUUUGACCAGGAAUCGUUCAUGGAGUUAUAGUUCUAACAGAACAUUACAAGGUUCAGAAAUAGCCAAUCCUGAACGAGGAAGUCGCUCAAGUCAAGGAAGUAGUGUAUUUACAGCUUAUGAACCUCCAGAGGAAGAUGGCCCUUUGGGCUGGCAUCGAGUCAAUAAUUCAGCUCUUAGCUAUAAUUCUGCAGAGAUUUUAGGACGAGGCUGUGAUGGGACAGUUGUUUACAUGGGUAAAUUUGACGAUAGAACGGUUGCUGUCAAACGAAUUGUGUCUUCCAAUUUGGAUCGAAAUUUUAGACAACAGAUUGAACGUGAAGUUAUGCAUCUUAGACAGAGUGAUUCUCAUCCAAAUGUUAUUAGAUAUUUCUGUUCGGAAGCUGAUCGUUAUUUUCAUUAUAUUGCGUUAGAAUUAUGUGAUUUGAGUCUCUCGGACUAUAUCCAACGGUAUGUAGGUAGUCUGGACAAAGUGACAAAGUUAGACUUGAUGAAGCAAGCAACCGAUGGCAUUGCUCAUUUACACCACAUUAAUAUAAUUCAUCGAGAUGUUAAACCAAAAAAUAUAUUAAUGACUGGGUUACUAACAACUCCCAAUAACGGACAUUUUUCUCGUGUACGUGUGAAAAUUUCUGAUUUUGGAUUAUGCAAAAGUGUAAAAAUUGGACACAACUCAAUUUCUAAAGUAUCUGGUGCGGUAGGGACUGAAGGGUGGAUGGCACCUGAAUUGUUUGAUGCUGAUGCCUCUGUGACAUAUGCUGUUGAUGUUUUCUCUCUUGGUUGUGUAUUUUAUUAUACUCUUACGGAGGGAAAACACCCCUUUGGAGAUUCACUAUCCAGAAUGUCUAAUAUUUUGUCUGGAAAUCACUUUCUGAAUCAUUUGGAUGAACACGCUGAAUAUACUAGUCUAACUUUGAUAAGUUCAAUGUUACGACCAGAAGCAGGACGUCGACCUACUGCUUCUGCUAUAGCUGCACAUCCUCUUUUUUGGGAACCCUCAAAACAAUUACAAUUUCUUAUGGAAGUUAGUGAUUGGAUUGAAAAGAAAGAACCUAGAGAUCCUGUAAUGCGUCGGUUGGAGUGGAGGCGUAAUCUUGUUUUUACAAAUUGGUUAGAUCAAUUGGAUGAACCUCUUCGUUUGGAUUUGCUUAAACAACGUCAGUAUAUGAAUAAUGUUCGGGAUUUACUCCGCGCUAUUAGAAAUAAAAAACAUCAUUAUCAGGCAAGUAUAUAUAAAUUAAAUAAAUUUUUAUAUUUUUAUUUAAGGAACUUCCUCUUGAACUUCGUUCAUUGUUAG